GGCUCGCCCAGGAGUUCUCAGCAAGUCUGGGGCAGAGGAUUGGCUGUUCUGGGCCUCCGAGCGCUUUCUCCGGGGAACCGUGGCUGGGAUCGAGGUGAGCUGGCUCGGGGCUGCGUGUGGCCCGCUUUGGGCAACCAGAAGCCUACAAUGGGCACCCCAGCCUCUGUGGUGAGUGAGCCACCCCUGUGGGAGGUUCCCACUGAGGCCCGGGGCCGCAAGCAGGCCUCAGCCAACAUCUUCCAGGAUGCCGAGCUAUUGCAGAUCCAAGGCCUAUUUCAGCGCAGUGGGGACCAGCUGGCCGAGGAGCGGGCCCAGAUCAUCUGGGAGUGUGCAGGAGACCAUCAUGUGGCAGAGGCCCUGAGGAGGCUGCGCAGGAAAAGGCCCCCCAGGCAGAGGCCCCUCCUCCCAUCACUGCAUCACUGCAGCCAGCUCAGAAUCCCGGAGCCCUGCUCUCUACCUGCCAAUCCACAGAGCAGUGCCACAGAGACAACCUCCAGCGAGCAACAGCAGAACUCCAGGAGGACAAGUACCAGGACCAGGCGGAGCUGGAGAAAGCCUAGCCCCACAGGCUACCUUCACCAGAUCAGACACUGAUCCAGGGAAGAGGCCAAGAAUGGCAGGAUCUUCCCUAGAAGUCAUGGGACUUCUGCCAAAGGGCCUGGGGAAGUGAAGAGGGGAGACUGGAGCAGGCAGCCCUACACAGGCAAAUGAAAGGAAGAUGCCACUGCCUGCUCAACAGAGAACAGAACUGCACUGUCCACCGGUCUAUGCACUACAUGUCACACUGUCAACAGAGGGACACAGCAACUGUUCCUGUCUCAGACCUUGACCUAACAUUAUAUGGGCUGCAUGUCUCCCUGGGAGUCAAGUGACAGGCACUCAGACAUAGCAUCUCACCACUCGUCACUAACCAACCCACUGGCUUAUUACUGCCACUCAGAAUCGGCAGCCUGUGUCACUCCCAUGUCAGGCCAGCAUGAGGAAACCACAGUUUAAGUGGCAAAUAAAAACAUUUGCAUUGAGAA
Molecule: messenger RNA, 1025 nt
Organism: Fukomys damarensis (Damara mole-rat)
Lineage: Eukaryota; Metazoa; Chordata; Mammalia; Rodentia; Bathyergidae
Gene: Avpi1
Product: arginine vasopressin induced 1
Exons: 3
Coding region: 148-594 (148 amino acids)
Source: RefSeq, a predicted model, not a curated record